Daucus carota subsp. sativus is the source of this 3339-nucleotide messenger RNA. Its product is annotated as chaperone protein ClpB4, mitochondrial. Lineage: Eukaryota; Viridiplantae; Streptophyta; Magnoliopsida; Apiales; Apiaceae. Bases 128 to 3091 code for a protein of 987 amino acids. Gene Ontology annotation, biological process: protein refolding; cellular response to heat. Gene Ontology annotation, molecular function: ATP binding; ATP hydrolysis activity. The record is from RefSeq and is a predicted model, not a curated record. The transcript has 10 exons. Gene Ontology annotation, cellular component: cytoplasm.
AAAUCCAGAGAGUUUGCCACCUCCCCAAGAAAGCAGUAUCAUUUCAUCAUCUUCUUCAUCAUCCCCUUAAACCCUGAACAAUAUAUACAUACACAUAUACAUACACAAUCAACAACAGGGAAGAAAAAUGGCAGCAAGCAGAAGAAGCUCUCUCUCUUUGGCAAGAGCCUUCACAAGGCCUCUUCUUACAAACCCUACUAAUUAUCACACUCCUCACAGAUUAUUAUGCCUCCUCUCUUCUUCUUCUACCAAUAUUUUCCCUUUUCAACACAACCCACAAGCUCAUUUUCUUACUUCUUGUUUGAAUUCUACUAGAACUCACUCUCUUGCUAAUACUAAAACUUUAAGGCCUGGUUUGUUUUAUAGCUUCUCUUCUCCUCCUUCUUACUCCACCAAUGCCUCUUCCUCUGCUCAGAUUAAUGAUUCAGAAUUUACUGAGAUGGCAUGGGAGGGGAUUGUUGGUGCUGUCGACGCGGCGCGAAUCAGCAAACAACAGGUUGUGCAAUCUGAGCAUUUAAUGAAAGCACUGCUAGAGCAGAAAGAUGGUCUGGCUAGAAGAAUUUUGACAAAGGCUGGCCUUGAUAACACUUCAGUUCUGCAAGCUACUGAUGACUUCAUACAUAAACAACCAAAGGUGAUAGGUGAAACAAGUGGCCCAGUACUUGGUCCAGAUCUCAAUGUUCUGUUGAGCAAUGCAAGGAAUCAUAAAAGAGAGAUGAAAGAUGACUUUGUGUCGGUUGAACAUCUAUUAUUGGCCUUCCUCUCAGAUAAGAGGUUUGGUCAGCAGUUGUUCAAGAAUUUGCAGCUCAGCGAACAGACUUUGAAAGAUGCCGUCAAAGCUGUUCGCGGGAAUCAGAGGGUCACCGAUCAAAAUCCGGAAGGAAAAUACGAUGUACUGGACAAAUAUGGAAAUGAUCUAACAGAGCUUGCUCGACGUGGUAAACUUGAUCCUGUUAUAGGCAGGGAUGAUGAAAUCAGACGAUGCAUUCAGAUACUAUCUCGGAGAACAAAAAAUAACCCAGUUAUCAUUGGCGAGCCAGGUGUUGGAAAAACUGCAAUAGCUGAAGGGUUAGCUCAAAGGAUUUUUCGUGGGGAUGUUCCUGAACCUCUGAUGAACCGGAAGUUGUUCUCCUUGGAUAUGGGUUCACUGCUUGCUGGUGCCAAGUACAGAGGAGAGUUUGAGGAAAGGCUCAAAGCUGUCCUAAAAGAAGUCACAGCUUCGAAUGGUCAGAUUAUUUUGUUUAUUGAUGAGAUACACACUGUGGUUGGUGCAGGUGCCGCUGGGGGAGCAAUGGAUGCUGGAAAUCUGUUGAAGCCAAUGCUGGGUCGUGGUGAGCUGCGAUGUAUUGGAGCAACCACAUUAAACGAGUACAGGAAGUACAUUGAGAAAGACCCUGCUUUAGAACGGAGAUUUCAACAGGUAUUUUGUGACCAGCCAUCUGUAGAGGACACAAUCUCUAUUCUCCGAGGAUUGCGUGAGCGGUAUGAACUGCAUCAUGGGGUCAAAAUAUCUGACAGUGCCUUGGUUUCGGCGGCUGUUCUAGCAGAUCGGUACAUCACAGAGCGGUUUUUACCAGAUAAAGCUAUUGAUCUUGUUGAUGAAGCUGCUGCAAAACUUAAAAUGGAGAUCACUUCUAAGCCCACUGAAUUGGAUGAAAUCGACAGGGCAAUACUGAAGUUGGAGAUGGAGAAGCUCUCUCUGAAAAAUGACACUGAUAAAGCAUCAAAAGAACGGCUGGCCAAAUUGGAAAAUGAUCUUGUAUCACUCAAAGAAAAACAGAAAGGGCUAACUGAACAGUGGGAUCGUGAAAAGAAUCUUAUGACCCGAAUAAGAUCCACAAAGGAGGAGAUUGACAGAGUCAAAUUAGAGAUGGAAGCUGCUGAGCGUGACUAUGACCUAAAUCGUGCUGCUGAGCUUAAAUAUGGAACAUUAAUGUCUCUUCAACGCCAGCUUGAAGAAGCUGAAAAGAAUCUUGCUGACUAUCAGGGUUCUGGCAAUUCCUUGCUGCGUGAAGAAGUCUCUGAUCUUGAUAUUGCUGAAAUCGUAAGUAAGUGGACUGGCAUUCCAUUGUCAAACCUUCAGCAAUCAGAGAGGGACAAACUUGUAUUGCUGGAAGAGGUUCUUCACAAGCGCGUUGUCGGUCAGGAUAUGGCAGUCAAAUCAGUAGCUGAUGCUAUCAGGCGGUCUAGGGCCGGACUUUCUGACCCUAACAGACCUAUAGCAAGCUUUAUGUUUAUGGGACCGACUGGUGUUGGCAAGACUGAACUUGGGAAAGCACUGGCCGGAUACCUUUUUAACACAGAAAAUGCUCUUGUGCGCAUUGAUAUGAGUGAGUACAUGGAAAAACAUGCAGUUUCUCGCUUAGUUGGUGCCCCACCUGGUUAUGUAGGUUAUGAAGAAGGUGGGCAGCUGACUGAAGUGGUUCGUCGGAGGCCUUAUUCUGUUGUGCUUUUUGAUGAAAUUGAGAAGGCGCAUCAUGAUGUCUUCAACAUUCUAUUACAGCUGUUGGAUGAUGGAAGGAUAACCGACUCCCAAGGGAGAACUGUCAGUUUCACCAACUGUGUGGUGAUAAUGACAUCAAAUAUUGGGUCGCAUUACAUUCUUGAUACUCUCCGGAAAACACAUGAUAAUACGGAUGCUGUAUACAAUUUGAUGAAAAGAGAGGUCGUUGAGUUGGCUAGACAAACUUUCCGUCCAGAAUUUAUGAACAGAAUCGAUGAGUAUAUCGUUUUCCAACCACUUGACUCGAAGGAAAUAAGCAAAAUUGUGGAGAUUCAGCUGAAUCGUGUCAAGGACAGGCUAAAGCAGAAGAAGAUCAAUCUUCAAUACACAAAGGAAGCAAUCGAACACCUGGGGCAAGUAGGUUUUGACCCUAAUUUUGGCGCUAGGCCAGUGAAGAGAGUGAUACAACAAAUGGUAGAGAAUGAGGUUGCUUUGAGAUUCUUGAAAGGAGAUAUCAAGGAAGAAGACACGCUUUUGAUCGAUGCUGACAUGUCUUCAAAGAACGAAGAUGUUGCAGGUCAGAAUAGAUUAGUGAUCAAGAAACUCGAGAGUAGUUGGGCCGAGGACGCGUUGGUGGCAAACAACUAAUGCUUUUGAUCGGAAUAAGGUACAUACUUGUGGAGGAGAUGUUUUCGGUGAGGGUUGUAACUUCUAAAAAUGAGUAGUAAAUAUUAGGUGCACGGUUGAAUGUGUGUGUUUCUUGAAGAUCUGAUAGGAGAAGAUACAGAAAGCAAGAUGGGUUGUCACAUACUAAAAAUGUUGCCACCUUGCAGUGAUUAGAACAUGUAUCAUUUCUCCUCUUGGCUACUGUUAAACGUGAUUUCCAUUGCUUGAAA